AUGUGUCUCAGAGGUGACGUCGAGGGACGUCAACGAGAAACCGGUUCUGAAAUGUGUGAAUUCGAAGAUCGGGGAAGAGGAGGAGGAGGAAGGCACAGAGGUGAGGACGAUGAGGGUAACGAGGGCCGACUGCGCUACGACGAAUAUUCGUGUUUGCACAGUGCGCGAUCUAUUUUGAUUCGACGUCGAUCAGAUGAAGAAGGCGACAAGGCACAACCCGCCGACGAACUUUCGGCCCUUAGCGACGACGCGACCCACCCGUGA
Haemonchus placei is the source of this 264-nucleotide messenger RNA. The record is from the annotation of a GenBank genome assembly. NCBI's taxonomy places the organism in Eukaryota, Metazoa, Nematoda, Chromadorea, Rhabditida, Trichostrongylidae.